AGUAGCAUUACAUGUUUCCUUGUAUCAUGUAACCUCAAUUAUCGCCGAAUUAACAAAACACGUGUGUUUUAUGUUUUUAUUAUGGAAGAACAAAAUGUAAAUUUUGUGCCGUGUGUUCGGUGGGUAAAAAGGGGAGUUGCCAAUACAAAUCCUUCAAAAGUUCAGCUAUCAAAAGAUGAACUUAUACAAAUUAUAAAGGAUACCAAGGAAAAGUUAAAUGUUAAUGAUGUUGAACAAAAUGAAGACGCUGCAAUGGAAGGUGAACCUUCUGGUACGGAUGAGUUUAACUUGGACAAAUAUGACGAGGAUGACGAAAAAGGUACUGCAAAUGCAUUAGGUAUUGCAUCUUUGGCAGAGUUACCUGCAGAAGAUCAGACUGACAAUUUUAGUGAAUCGGACGAUUCUGAAAAAGAAGAUGACAUUAUUAAAAACACUGAUAACUUAAUUCUUGUUGGACAUGUUGAAGGAGAUGCUAGUAUUUUAGAGGUUUAUGUUUACAAUGAAGAAGAAGAAUCUUUGUAUGUUCACCAUGAUAUAUUGCUACCGUCAUUUCCACUGUGUUUAGAAUGGCUGGAUUAUGAACCAAAUAUGCCAAAAGGAAACUACUGUGCCAUUGGCUCAAUGUCCCCUAUUAUAGAGGUGUGGGACAUUGACAUAAUUAAUUCCAUAGAACCUUCAUUUAAAUUAGGACAAAAAGCCAACCAGAAAAAAAAUAGACAACACAUUGGACAUACUGAUGCCAUUCUGGCAUUGGCAUGGAAUAAAACAUUUGAUCAUGUUAUUGCCAGUGGUUCAGUUGAUAAUACAGUUUUAUUAUGGGAUAUGGAGCAUCAAACUCCUACCACAACAAUAAAUGCAUUUACAGAUAAAGUACAGUGCCUUGAAUGGCACAAACUGGAGGCACAGACUUUAUUGGCUGGUGGUUGCGACUGUACAGCCCGCGUUUUUGAUUGCAGAACCCCAGAUAAUCACCAAACCUGGAAUAUAGAUGGAGAGGCAGAAAGGCUGAUUUGGAAUCCUUUGCAGCCUUUUAUGUUUAUAGCUGGAACUAGUAAGGGUUUAGUUCAGGCUUUUGACUGCCGUAAAGGUUUGCUGUGGUCUGUUCAGGCCCAUAGUAAAGAAGUUACAGGUUUGGCUUUAAGCGGCCAGUGUGGAGGCCUUAUGGUUACUGCUUCUCCUGAUGAAACAUUAAAAACCUGGGAUUUUAAUGAGGACACUACUCCAAAAUUAGUGAAUGAAAAAGAAUUUAAAAUUGGAAAUAUCCAUUGUUUAGAGUUAUGUCCAGACUCACCUUUUGUUAUAACUGCUGGUGGUGAUAAGAAAUCUAAUAAUUUUGUGGUUUAUGAUUUGCAGAACAUUGAUGUUGUGAAACAUACAUUUGAAUCUAGACCAUUGGUACAGUUGGUGACAGAAAAUUCAGAAGAAAACACCAAUAAUACAUAAACAUAAUAUAUUGAAAUAAAUAAACCAUAUAAACU
This is a messenger RNA of Brassicogethes aeneus, 1478 nucleotides long. Lineage: Eukaryota; Metazoa; Arthropoda; Insecta; Coleoptera; Nitidulidae. The record is from the annotation of a GenBank genome assembly.